GAGAGAGAGGGUAUUGGACCAUUUGGUCGUCGUAUGAGCUGAAUCAGCUGAUGGUGGGCUGGGCGCGCUCCUUCCAAAUUCGCACCAACGGACCCUACCUGAAACCGUGUUCACAACUGCAUUCCAAAGCACUCCAACUCAGACUCUCUCUCUCCUUCCUUCCUCUUUUUGCUUUCUCUACCGUUUCUUUCACUGAACUCUUCCCCUUAUUCUCCUCCCCUUGCUGUGCUUACUGGAGCCAUGCCCAUCGCAAAGGACCAAAAGAACAUUUGAAGGCCAAAAUCAUGUGCGGUGUGCGCGGAUGCUGACUAUCAAAUCGUGGAUUUUUCAGCUGAUAAGCUAUUCUGCCCUGCAAGAUGAUUUCAUCGUUUGAAUCUGAAACAAGACCAAAGAAUGGUUGAUCAAGCUGAUUUGGUUAUUAUUGGUGUCACUGUUGGCGUCGCUGUUGGCAUUAUAAUAGCCUCUCUUGUAUUUUUUGGCAUAAAGUGGUUCAGAAAGCAUUCUCGUCUUCAACAAAGCGCAAAUGAGCAUAAUACAACAACUCUUCCUAUGCGCACAAAUGGCCUUGAUUCAAGUAUUGAUUAUAGUGCAUCUCUCUCAAAUUCCAUAGUUACUCCAGGACCUAAGUACCCUGCCAAAAGUUCUCAGCCUUCUCGAAGGAGUCAUCCUAGUAAAGAUGGGUUUGCUUCGGCAUCUGGCAUACCAAGAUAUGCUUACAAAGAUAUCCAGAAAGCAACCCAAAACUUUACAACUAUUUUGGGAGAAGGAUCAUUUGGUCCAGUAUACAAAGCCAAAAUGCCUACUGGUGAGAUCAUUGCAGUAAAGGUGCUUGCUUCUAAUUCAAAACAGGGCGAAAAAGAGUUUCAAACAGAGGUAGUUCUGCUUGGUAGGCUGCACCAUCGGAAUCUUGUGAAUUUAUUAGGAUAUUGUGUAGAUAAAGGCCAGCACAUGUUAAUUUAUGAGUUUAUGAGUAAUGGAAGCUUGGGAAAUCUUUUAUAUGGUGAAGAAAAACAUGUUUUGAGUUGGGAUGAAAGGCUUCAAAUUGCUCUUGAUAUUUCGCAUGGAAUUGAGUAUCUUCAUGAAGGGGCUGUUCCCCCCGUCAUACAUCGGGACUUGAAGUCAGCUAAUAUAUUGUUGGAUGAGUAUAUGAGGGCUAAGGUUGCCGAUUUUGGGCUGUCAAAGGAAGAAGUUUUUGAUGGUCGUAAGUCAGGCUUGAAGGGUACAUACGGUUACAUGGACCCUGCUUACAUAUCAACUAACAAGCUCACAAUGAAGAGCGACAUCUACAGUUUUGGGGUCAUUAUAUUUGAACUUAUCACAGCCAUUCACCCACACCAGAAUCUAUUAGACUAUGUCAAUCUUGCGGCUAUGAGUUCAGAUGGUGUAGAUGAAAUACUUGAUAAGCAGCUCGUUGGAAGAUGUAAUCCUGAAGAAGUAAGAGCUCUGGCUCAUAUUGCUCACAAAUGCUUGCACAAAACACCAAGAAAGCGGCCAUCAAUUAGAGAAGUUUCGCAGGCUAUCUUGAAGAUCAUGAAGAGACGUCUUACCAAGGAAGAUACCAUGUCUUUUGCAGGAGAUUUUUCACUAGUUGUAAGCCGCAUAGAGCAUCAACAAGUAGAGUUGAGUAAUAUGACCAGCAUGAAGGAGAGAGUAACUGAAUGACCAACUAUUUUUUUCCCCUCUCUUUUGAUGGGCAACAACUAGAUGAUAUCUUUCCUGUUACUGCCUUUCAUUUCGUUGCUCCUUUCCCACUCUGAUCCCUUUUUCAAACUUGGGAAUUAUUGGGGAUAGCACACUGCACACACAAUAUAGGAAAACAAACAGGGGGGUUUUCUGCAGAAUGAGUAUUUUAAUGACAAUAUAAUGCAAUCCCCAUUCUGGUCUGAAGGUCGUCAUUCUACGCCCAAAAUGGUUUAAUGGCAACACUGGUUAGAGGCCAAGUAUCAAUCUGCUGAUUUUUAUGGCUGCAGGAAUUGUCUAUUUUCAUGACCAGGCAGGAAAGCAUAUAAAAAUUAGAAUAUUGAUGUCCACAUGAAAUUAGAACAGGGAUGAAAAGGCUUGUUUAGACAUUGUAAAUGGAAAAAUGUCAAUGUGAUGAGUGCGCAAAUGGUUAUCGUUCAAUUAAA
Messenger RNA from Malania oleifera, 2126 nucleotides. RefSeq names its product calcium/calmodulin-regulated receptor-like kinase 2. Gene Ontology annotation, molecular function: ATP binding; protein kinase activity. NCBI's taxonomy places the organism in Eukaryota, Viridiplantae, Streptophyta, Magnoliopsida, Santalales, Ximeniaceae. Bases 394 to 1662 code for a protein of 422 amino acids. Gene Ontology annotation, biological process: protein phosphorylation. The transcript has 8 exons. The record is from RefSeq and is a predicted model, not a curated record.